Closterium sp. NIES-65 is the source of this 1830-nucleotide messenger RNA. The record is from the annotation of a GenBank genome assembly. Lineage: Eukaryota; Viridiplantae; Streptophyta; Zygnematophyceae; Desmidiales; Closteriaceae.
AUGAGGGCUUUUGAGACUCCGGGAGGUUUGCCUCCUCAGCAGUUGUUCGGCGUCAAGUGUGCCGUGGCACCGAAUCGCUGUGCCGAGGCAAUGAUUCUCGAGUGGAUGGCUGAGCCUCGUGUGGGCGUGCUCAUGGACCUGGGGAGGAUCAGAUCCCUUUAUCCUGUUAUCAUGGCCCAGCUGGGGGCUGGCAGGCAGGUGGAGAAUGACUGCGUAGCUUCCAUGCUGGUGCAGGUGCUGGGGGUGAAGGAGAGCGCUGAUCUGCAGGAAGGGUUUGGUGCUCUCAUGCAGAAUCUGCUGUCAGGCGGGCUGGAAAAAGCGCAUGCAGCUGAAAAGGGGAGUGAGGGAGCUGGGGGAAUGGGUGCUGAGAAGACACAUGAGGAGGAAGGGGGAAUAAGGGGGGAGACUGCUGAGAAGGCGCAGGGGGAGGAGGGAUGGGCGGAUGGCGAGGUGAUGGAUAAGGGCGGGGGCAUGGAAAAGGAGGAGGAGCAGGGGGUUGAUGAUGCUGGUGAUGUGAGGGACGGAAGAGAACCAAAUUGUAGCAGCAAGGCGAGCGGAGGGGAAGACAAACAGCAUGGUGGUGGGGAAGGGUCGGAGUUCCGGUGCAGCCACUGCAGUGAGGGGGGCAGCAGCAAUAGUGGUGACGUGCAGGUGAAUGGUAUUCCCAAGGGCAUGUAUGUGAGUGGGGUUAGCGCCACGGAUAUUGCUCUUGCUUUUGCCAAAGAGUUGUCUAAGGCAGAGCGCUGUGUAGACGCCUGUAUGUACACAUUGGAUGGAAACAAUACGAAUAAGGUGAGGGUGGAAGAGGCAGCAAUUGAGGAGGCUAGAAGCAGGCUGAAAAGAGGGGUAGGUGGAAAGGGCAGAAUAUGGGGUUCAGGAGCAAUAGGAGGAAAAUGGACAGCAGCAAACACGAAUGGGGCAGCAGCAAGCAGGAGUGGGGCAGGAGCAAAGAUGAGUUGGGAAGCAGCAGAUGCGAGCAGGGCAGCAGCAGCCGCGAGCUGGGCAGCAGAAGCAUCAGCAACUGGUAAGGCAUUUGCUUCCAGUGCUUCUGCUUCAGCUGGCAACCGGCCUUGUGCACGAGUAGAUGGCACCUGCGCUAGGCUCGGUGCCAUCCCGAAGCCUCUAACUGCUGAAAGUCUUCCUAUAGAGUGGGAGGAAUGGCCACAUGGUGAUGAAGCUGCUUCGAAGCUUCCUUAUGAUCUCGAUGCGAGAUUCUACCUGCUGGGUGUUGUGGAGGAGAGUGCAACGGGGGUGGAGAGUGAGCAGAGGAGGGUAACAGAAGAAGCAUCAAAGGCUGGGAGGAGGCACAAGAGGGGGAAGGUGCGAGGAGCCAAGGCACCAGGCCAAGCAAGUGACGGCAGUGGCAGCGUUGCAAACAGAGGGCACGGUGAAGAGCAAAGGGCCAGUUCACAUGCAUGCGGCAUGGCUGUUGCAAGGCCGCCUUUUAGAAGGAAGCUGCCCAUCGUGUGCUGCGUGGCAGAUGCAGAAUUUUUUGUGGAGGGGGUCGGCCGGUUGAUGAGUCCACCGGCAUGUGCUCAAUGCAUCCAUUGCCACCGCACUUUCUACAUCCGCAUCCCAUCCAUCACCCUCAUUGCCAAGUUCGCCUAUUGCCCCCUCUACGUUCUCUUUAACCGCUUCUUAUCUGUCUUCCCGCCACACUCUGCUGGGUUUGAUGCACUUUUGGAGAACAUGGGGUUGCCGCCGUUUCCCUCCGGCUCGCCUUCACGUACCAACCUUGCGGUUCUGUGCGGUGAGCUAGAGAAGGAGCGCAUUUUCUUCCUGCUCCUCGUGGCCCACAUGUGGCCGACUUCCAUUCUGGAUAUGGAAUAG